Molecule: messenger RNA, 2374 nt
Organism: Somion occarium
Lineage: Eukaryota; Fungi; Basidiomycota; Agaricomycetes; Polyporales; Cerrenaceae
Source: the annotation of a GenBank genome assembly
ACAGCCACUAUUGACACAACUUCAAAUUCUCGCUCGCUCGAAAUAUCCUUCUUAUAAAGGUAGAAGUUGAGUAGAAGAUUGAACUGCUCACACCACAAUACUUAACAGCCACACAGUGACGCUUGAACAAAGAAAACAACGCAGUGAAAAAAUGACCCAAGCGGGAAUCGAACGUAGCCCAUUAUCGACGUACGUGCCUGAUGAAAAGAUCGGAGUAUGAGGCAAUAUUGGCGCCAGUUUGGGGCAGAGCGGAUGCAGGAGAUGGAGAGGGCGUUCUGAUUUCUGCUUUCAUGCUUUCCCCUUGAACGUGAACGCGCAUUUCAGGAUGGAACCGGCUGCAAAGAAACAACAACAUUCAAAGCGAUCAGUUCCCUCCAACGCAAAACAUCUUCCACAUAUCCACCCUCAUGCUCGUCUAGACUCACCCGCAUACGAUGCAUCUGAAGAAGACAACGAUCCGCUAACAGACGAUGGUGCUUCAGCCAUAUCGAUUCCAGUCUCUCGAUCCCGAGACAAGUCCUCUGUUUCUGCUAGUAUUCGAUCUGUACUACAAGGUUCACGUCCAGGGGCACAAGGCAGACAUGCUUUGGCUGCCGCAUUGGUCUCGAGCGACGAAGGUGUGGAUAGUCCAACGUACGAUGGAGAUAUAGAAAGCAGCACUACUGCAGGUCCCGGUCAGGAAGCCGUAUCUCGCGCGUCGUCCUCGUAUGCUGCCAGCAUUGCAUCUACCCUCUCGCCUACCACUCCACCAUCAUCUUUACCUAAUUUCAAACUUGGUCAACGCCCGACCCCUGCCCAUCCUUCUAUUCCCACUGAACCUCCUCCGGUCAUGCCUAUUCCUAUGCGGAGCUCUGGGAACCCCGGUUUUCGGUUACCAAGUUACCCUCUUGACCCCCUCCCGACGCUCCUGGCUCCAAACACCCCAAACACAUUCAAUCCGGCAAACCUAUCGCCUGAGGAUGUACAAAGACAUUUCCGGGAAGAAAUAGACGGGGAGGGUAUCGCUGUUGGCCUUGGUGAAGACCGAAAGGUGUACAAGAUAAAUGAGCCGCCGAAAGAUAGGCCAGUGAGGAUAUACGCUGAUGGUGUAUACGAUCUAUUCCAUUUCGGUCAUGCUCUUCAACUCCGUCAAGCCAAGCUCGCCUUCCCAAAUAUCAUCGUUCCCAACUCUUCUAACGACUCUUCGUCACCUCUAAAAACACCUCCAGCAUCCUCAUCUUCAACCUCCCUGCUAACACCACCUGCCACUUCUACCCCAUCGCCAAAUCAAACUCAGUUCAUUCCAGGAGUAUACCUCCUGGUCGGCGUGAACUCGGACUUGCAAUGCGCACAGCACAAGAGUCGAACAGUCAUGACGCAUGCGGAACGGUGUGAGAGUGUACGGCAUUGCCGAUGGGUAGACGAGGUUGUGCCUGACGCACCAUGGGUGAUCACCGAGGAAUUCUUGCAAAAGUACGAAAUCGACUAUGUUGCACAUGAUCAAGAUCCGUAUGGAAGCGCCGGGCACGACGACGUCUACGCAUACUGCAAAACGCAAGGAAAAUUCCUCCCAACGCUGCGCACACCAGGCAUCUCCACCUCAGACCUGCUCGCCCGUCUCGUCUCUGGGUACCGACACCGAAUCUGGGAUAAGAAGCUGGAAAAAAUGGGUAUGCGAGACUUGAUGGCUGAAGGGAGUGAUUGGGAUGAAAGUCGGGUGGGAAGUCGGGGUGGGAGUGUUGGUGGGGAGAGUGGUGCGGGGAGCGGGCAGGGAAGUCGGGAGGAGAGUCCGGAACGUGAGGCUGCUAAUGGUGACUCAGUGGGCAGGACGAAGACGAAGACGGAGCAGAUGGAGCAGCUUCAAUCAUAGAGUGAAGCAGGAUUCCCCAUCCACAACUACCCCUCCCCUCUAAGAAGAUCAAAAAAAUUCAAGCGUAAGGCUUUGUCGUUAUACACUUUUUACCCUUGCUUUUCUUUUUCCCUUCCAACAGUGCAAGUUUGACGUCACUCACCUUUUAUUUUGUGGAAUAGACGUGUCCACAUACAUACCUCAAUCCACUCGCUAUAUAACGCUUCCCACAAACGUUUUUCCAUUCCCAUUCCCAUCCCUAUUCCCAUCGCCCAUUCCCAUUAACCCGUUCUGCUUAUUCUGCUGUUCUGUUAAAUACUAAUGUAUACUUGCUACACCAGCCAGACACUGUAUUCACUAUAUUCACUAUAUACAAGACACCGAAGAAAGUAGUGUACGAACUCUCUGAUAUACAUUUGUAGUGUACUCAUGUGUCUGCGUUGUUUUUUAUGAGAUCUUUUCUUUCAGUUCUGUGUUAACCUUGUAAAUCCCAUGGUCUCGUUAGAAAUUUGGGGAUCGUCAAUGCUGAGAUUGCUUCCGCGCUUG